AUGGCUACCGCUAUCGGUGUCGUCGGAAGCGUCAUCACCAUCUUCUCUUUCCUCAAGGACAUGUUCCCCGAGCCUGACAAUCCGAGCGCCAAGUUCGCCUUCAAGAUCGGCCUUGACGGAGCUGGUGAUCCGCCCCUGAGCAACGCCGGCGGGAACAUCCCCGACGUCCGCUGCUGGAACGAGCAGGGCGGGUUCCUCGGCAUCACCACCAACGACAACAACAAGUGUGAGAACGGCGCCGACCUCUGCGAGACUAGCGUCUCGGAUGUUGUCCAGCAGCCCACUUACACCCUCUUCACCGGCAACGACGAUGCCAUUUGCAUUUCCUGGGCUUCCGUGACCUUUCCGGGUGGCCAGAACUACGCCAACACGAUCGGCAACUGGGCUCAGAGUUGUGACGAAGCCUACGGAAGAGGUGGUAACUGGUACUACUCGGAUAUCUACGUCCCCACGGAGGACGGCCCUGACGAGACCGUCUUCUGCGCCUGGGUCGACAAGAACGGAGACGUCGACACCACCGGUAUCCAGGUCCACUGGCCUGAAUACUCCAAGGACUCCGGCACCAAGGACCUCGACUACUACUGCAACAACGACCCCGUACUGAGAUUCACCGAGGAUCCCGACCCCUCCGACGUUAUUUUCUGGACCCGCAAGCGUGACCUCUUCAGCCAGCAGCCCUCCACCUCGUUCGCCCGCUCCGAGGAGCGCCGCGCCGUCGACAAACAGCACGCUCGCCUCGCCCGACGCUUCGAAAAGGACACGCGCCUGGUCAAGAGCAAAGAGGCAAAGCACACGGCCUCGGGCCUCUGUGGGGCCGGAAGGUCGGUCGGCCCCAGCUUCGUGUCUCUCGAGGAGCGCAAGUUCUGCUACAUGCCCACCAAGACGGUCUAUCCCUUCUGCGAGGACGUUGAGGGCGGUGCGUGCUGGUCGGAGGAGGAGGACAAGGUCAUCGCCAAGGGCUCGACUGGUAGAGUUGCCGCUGUCCCUGACAUGAAAUUCGACAAGGUCCUGAGCUGGGGUGAGAAAUAG
This is a messenger RNA of Colletotrichum siamense, 1029 nucleotides long. RefSeq lists its product as uncharacterized. Bases 1 to 1029 code for a protein of 342 amino acids. The transcript has 2 exons. Lineage: Eukaryota; Fungi; Ascomycota; Sordariomycetes; Glomerellales; Glomerellaceae. The record is from RefSeq and is a predicted model, not a curated record.